Mucor velutinosus is the source of this 1608-nucleotide messenger RNA. RefSeq lists its product as uncharacterized. The coding region runs from base 1 to 1608 and encodes 535 amino acids. Gene Ontology annotation, molecular function: iron ion binding; oxidoreductase activity, acting on paired donors, with incorporation or reduction of molecular oxygen; heme binding. NCBI's taxonomy places the organism in Eukaryota, Fungi, Mucoromycota, Mucoromycetes, Mucorales, Mucoraceae. The transcript has 8 exons. The record is from RefSeq and is a predicted model, not a curated record.
AUGAUUUUCAUCAAUAAACUCAUUCAAACAUUGAAUACAAAAGCAGAUGUUUUGGUCAAACUUGUUGGUCCCAAACUACGCACAAAGACGGGAGCUGCCAGCAUCAGUACUGCUGUAGCCUUGGCUUUGCUGUAUACUGCAAUUAAGAAAUACAUGAGGCCACCAAAGGAAUUGAGACACUUGGCUACUGUCCCUUACUUUGAUUUCCUUAGCUACGCUUUCAGAGACGAAUUAUUUGAAAAUUAUUCCAAAGACAAGGUGAUGCCCUUGUUCAAGCAGGGCGCUAACGGCGUCUAUGUGAGACCCAAUGUCAUCGGGUGGAAUGUUGAGCUUGCCAAUCCCCUUAUUGUCAAGCAUGUCUUGUUGAAGCCAGAAACUACUUUUCCCAAGGCAACCAUGGAUCUCGGUGCCUCAGGAACAUUGAUUCACCAAUUUCUCGGUGGUCCUAGCAUGGUCUUUCUCAGCGGUGCUGAUUGGAGAAGGCACAAGAAGAUUGCUAAUCCUGCCUUCCAAAGGUCAAUGCCUGUGAAAACCUUUGGCAAUCUGACCAUCAAGAUGUUCAAGACCAUGGAAAGCUACGAUACCAAUACAAUUGAUGUCCUUGAUCUCUUUGAGAGAUUGACUCUGGAUGCCAUUGGGCUUGCUGGUUUUGAUUUUGAUUUCAAUGCUCUUGGUGACAAGAACAACAAGUGGGUGCACUAUUAUGAUUCCAUCAAGAUUGGCAUGGCAAACCCUUUCUUUAUGAUCUUCCCUGCCUUUGAUACCAAAUGGGUGCACUGGUUCAAAAAGAGACAACAAGUGCAUGAUAACAUGGCUAAAUUUAAAGAGAAUUUAGACAAUAUCAUCACCGAAAAGAGAGCUCUUGUGGCCAAGAACAUGAGUGAUGGCCUGGAAUCUGAGAAAGAUCUGCUUACAUUGAUGAUUGAGAGCGAAAUGAGUCUUGGUGGCGAGACCAUGUCCAAUGAAGAAUUGCGUAGUAAUCUCUAUUUGUUUAUGCUUGCUGGACACGACACAUCGAGCAACACAUUGGCCUUUACACUGUACGAACUAGCACAAAAUCCUGAGAUUCAAAAGAGAGCCCGAGAAGAGGUCAUUCGAAUUCUAGGAGAUAGCCCUGAAGAUACCAUUCCUACCUUGGAGCAAACCAAGCAAUUGACCUAUGUCAACAUGAUCAUGAAGGAGACCAUGCGAAGACAUCCACCUGCCUACAAUACCACUGCUCGUGUAGCUACUGAAGACAUCAAUAUGGCUGGUAUACACAUUCCAAAGGGAACUGAAAUGUGUCUUGAUAUCUACAACUUGCACCACAACCCUGAUGUCUGGAUGGACCCUUACAAAUUUGAUCCUGAAAGAUUCGCUCCUGGCGGUGAAGCUGACAACCAACAAGGCAUUGCUUGGGCACCUUUCUCUAAUGGCGCUCGUCAAUGUAUUGGUAUGAACUUUAGCUUGGUUGAACAACGUGUUGUUCUUUCCAUGUUGUUGAAAAAAUACACUUGGACAUUGCCGGCUAAUUCACCUCACAAAGACACCUUGCAGAACAGAGGUAUUGCUUGGGGCUUGGUCAUUACCAAAGACAAGCUUGACCUGAUCUUUGAAAAGAGAUACUAA